AUGCUGUUGGGGAUCCGAAAGCUUCCGCGGAGCUGGGCAGGUUGUGAGAUGCCGGGCGGAGGCCGCUGCCCCGACUGCGGCUCCACUGAGCUGGUGGAAGACGCGCACUAUUCGCAGAGCCAGCUGGUGUGCUCGGACUGCGGCUGUGUGGUCACCGAGGGCGUGCUCACCACCACCUUCAGCGACGAGGGCAACCUCCGAGAAGUAGCGUAUUCCCGGAGCACAGGGGAAAAUGAACAAGUUACUCGCAGUCAGCAGCGAGGUCUCCGCCGAGUGAGAGAUCUCUGUCGAGUUCUGCAGUUGCCAUCAACAUUUGAGGACACAGCAGUUGCCUACUACCAAAAGGCAUACCAGCACCCUGGCAUCCGUGCUGCCAGGCUGCAAAAGAAGGAGGUGUUGGUUGGGUGCUGUGUCUUAAUCACCUGUAGGCAGCAUAACUGGCCCCUGACCAUGGGGACCAUCUGCACCCUGUUGUACGCAGAUUUGGAUAUGUUUUCUGGCACCUACAUGCAGAUAGUGAAGCUCCUGGGGCUGGAUGUGCCAUCUCUGUGCUUGGCAGACCUGGUGAAGACCUACUGUAGCAGCUUCAAACUUUUCCAAGCCUCCCCAUCGCUGCCAGCCAAAUACAUGGAAGACAAAGAGAAGAUGCUGUCGCGAACACUGCAGUUGGUGGAGCUGGCGGAUGAGACGUGGCUGGUGACCGGGCGGCAUCCCUUGCCUGUCAUCACUGCUGCUGCUUUCCUGGCUUGGCAGUCGCUGCAGCCCUCAGCUCGUCUGACAUGUUCCCUGGCCCAAUUUUGUAAAUGGGCAAAUGUGGACCUGCCCUACCCCGCUUCCUCCCGGCUGCAGGAGCUGCUGGCUGUGCUGCUGCGGAUGGCUGAGCAGCUGGCCUGGCUGCAGGUACUGAAACUGGACAAACGGUCUGUGGUGAAGCACAUCAGUGACCUGCUGCAGCACCGCCACACUUUGAUCCGCAAAGCCUUUCGAGAAGGGACAUUAGAGGCGGAGGCCCCGGAGAAGGAGCUGCAGGGACGGGGACCGGGGCAAGGACAGGGAAAAGAGGAAGUGGGGAAUAGCGCCUCCGAGUUACCUGAGGGGAAGCGGCCAGCUAGUCCUGCCCUUCUCCUCCCACCCUGCAUGUUGAAGCCCCCAAAGCGGGUCUGCCCCGCCCCCCCUGCCUCCACGGUCACCGGAGAUGAGAACAUUUCCGAUAGUGAAAUAGAGCAGUAUCUGCGGACCCCUCAGGAAGUGCGGGACUUUCUGAGAGCCCAAGCUGCUGGACAAGCUGCCACAAGUAAUCCUAACCCCCCCUGAUGCACUUGGUGGGUUUGGUGGGGCAGCAGCUUGAUAAUAGGCCUGUCAUGGCCAGAGAAAUAAAUGUGUACAAGCCCUUAGGUAUUGUCUCUGCAGCUCAGAGCCCAGGUCCUGGAGUAGAAAGGAGAGCGACUGUAGGAACCCCUGGGUUGGAGAGAGUCCCAUCCUUUAGUGCCAGAGCGCAGGUUACAUAUGUUCACAUUCUGUGGGGUGGCUUUCCUCUUAGAUGUUGGGCUCUCUUCUGCUCCUGGUCUGAACUGGAUAAACUGAAAGCGCUCAUGGGGCCUCGCUACUGGUGAGGAGCAGUUGGCAUUUCCAUGGUACCAGCCCUCAGGGCAGGAACUGGGCAACUCUUGGCCCUGUGUCCUAGGUAUUGGUGGGUUAAUAUGUAUGGUAUCAUGAGAUCUUCUGCCUCAUAACAAAAGGACCGUGGGUGGACUAAGGUUAUAGCUCAAAGGGCUUUGCAAAAUUUUAAUAUAUUAAAACAAGAGGCAUCUGCUAGAAAACAUUCUAUUGUAUAAAACCCGAGCUUUUAAAAACAUGUUUUCUUUGGCACUUUUUAUCCCCUCCCUCCCCUUUCCCCAGCGUAUUGCAAAAAGCUCUCCAGUGCUAAGGCAUUGGCAGGGUAUGUAAACAGCAGCCAGCAUAUGUGGAAGAAUAAUACAAAGCUUUUUUUCCUGUCUAAUAUGGUCUGUGCAGCAAGCAUAAAUAACAGGAUCCUCCCACGGAGUGUGGGCUUCCUUUCCUCCCUAUGUCUUCUUUCACCUUGGUGAUCAGGCUGGGGUGACAUGGGACUGGGGGGACCUGGGCCAGGCCUCCUUUUCGUGAUGCUCUUCACAAGGCUUCAGGUUCCCUCCACUUUCACUGGGUCCUGUAGUAAAAGGCUGGUGGUUGCUUUUUAGGUUGGGGGGUGGGGGGAGAUAGUGCUGGUGUUUAAAAGUGGAGGUGAAGGCCCCGGGAACUGUAGGGACCCUGCCCACCCCCUGAGGGAUUUGACCUGGGCUUCUGUGUGGCAGGAAGAUGUUUCUGCUGUUUUGGAAGUUUCUCCCUAAUACGGGGCUAGAGGCCAAAUGGUUGGAACGGUUCUUCCAUGUGGCCUCAAGGAGGAGGGAAGUAUCUUCCUUAGUCCCCAGUGUUGGGAGGCUGAGACCCAUGUCUUGUGGUUGACGGGUAAGUACGUCUUCAC
Molecule: messenger RNA, 2500 nt
Organism: Myotis daubentonii (Daubenton's bat)
Lineage: Eukaryota; Metazoa; Chordata; Mammalia; Chiroptera; Vespertilionidae
Gene: BRF2
Product: BRF2 general transcription factor IIIB subunit
Biological process (GO): DNA-templated transcription initiation; transcription preinitiation complex assembly
Cellular component (GO): nucleus; transcription preinitiation complex
Molecular function (GO): TBP-class protein binding
Source: RefSeq, a predicted model, not a curated record